This is a messenger RNA of Salvia hispanica, 1503 nucleotides long. The record is from RefSeq and is a predicted model, not a curated record. NCBI's taxonomy places the organism in Eukaryota, Viridiplantae, Streptophyta, Magnoliopsida, Lamiales, Lamiaceae.
AUGAGGAUGUGCAUCGAUUAUAGGGAGCUAAACAAGUUGACUCUUAAGAACAAGUAUCCACUGCCAAGGAUAGAUGACUUGUUUGAUCAACUUCGAGGAGCAGGAGUCUUUUCAAAAAUGGACUUGAGGUCCGGAUAUCACCAACUACGAGUUCGAAGGGAGGAUAUACCGAAGACUGCAUUUCGUACAAGAUAUGGCCACUACGAGUUCGUUGUGAUGCCGUUUGGAUUGACGAAUGCCCCAGCGGUGUUCAUGGAUUUGAUGAAUCGAAUAUUCCAUCCGUACUUGGAUAAAUUCGUUUUAGUCUUUAUAGAUGACGUGCUAGUCUACUCAAAGAACGAGAAGGAGCAUGAAGAGCACCUACGAAUCACGUUGGAGACGUUGAGGACCGAGAAGUUGUACGCCAAAUUCAGCAAGUGUGAAUUCUGGCUAAAGGAAGUGAAUUUUCUAGGACACAUUGUGUCGGCAGAAGGAAUCCGAGUGGACCCCGCCAAGGUUGAGGCGGUACAACAAUGGAAGUCGCCUUCAACACCAAACGAAAUUCGGAGUUUCCUAGGAUUGGCAGGAUACUACCGAAGAUUCAUAGAAGGAUUCUCUAAGAUAGCGAGACCAAUGACGCAACAACUUAAGAAGGGAGUCAAGGUGAAUUGGACCCCAGAGUGUGAAGCGAGUUUUCAACUCUUGAAGGAAAAGUUGACAACCGCGCCAGUGUUAGCUGUGCCCGAGGGCAAAGCCAAUGUAGUGGCAGAUGCUUUGAGCCGUAGAGAUCAUUCGCAAAUAGCUACCUUUCUAACGGAAGAGGAGACCGUGAUUCUUGACCGCGGUGGAAGUUGGGAAUCCGUACUACCGCUAAUUGAAUUUGCUUACAAUAACAGCUUCCAAGCAACAAUCAACAUGGCGCCAUAUGAAGCCUUAUACGGAAGAAAAUGUAGAUCGCCGCUCUACUGGGAUGAAGUUGGAGAGCGACGGGUGCUAGGACCCGAUGCAGUCGAAGAGAUGGUUGAAGUCGUUCGACAAAUUCGUGUGAGAAUAAAGGAAGCCCAGGACAGACAAAAGUCAUACGCUGACGUCCGACGAACCGACUUACAAUUUCAAGCCGGUGAUAAAGUUUUUCUUAAAGUGUCCCCGUCGAAAGGGAUAACACGUUUUGGUGUUAAAGGAAAAUUGAAACCACGUUUUAUCGGGCCUUACGAAAUUCUAGAGGGAAUAGGACCCGUAGCCUAUCGAUUGGCGCUACCGCCAAGUCUUGGAAACGUGCACAACGUCUUUCACGUAUCGCAGUUGCGAAAAUAUGUGUUCGAUCCGAAGCACGUGAUUCACUACGAAGAAGUCGCGUUGAAUUCCGACUUGAGCUACGAAGAGAGACCCCAAAUGAUCUUGGACCGAAAGGUUCAGAAUUUGAGAAAUAAAUCCAUUGCUAGCGUGAAAGUACUAUGGAGGAACCACGAAUAUGAAGAAGCCACGUGGGAGCUUGAAGACAAGAUGAUGGAACUGUACCCGGAA